AUGACCUCUCUUUUGCAACCCUAUCAAGCUGUGUCUGGCAACCAGCCGGCAGUUUUGGUAGAAGUGCAAACAGAACGUGCUCAUGCCUGGCAACCAGCCGGUGACCGUUCUGCUUGUAAAG
Dentiscutata heterogama is the source of this 121-nucleotide messenger RNA. NCBI's taxonomy places the organism in Eukaryota, Fungi, Glomeromycota, Glomeromycetes, Diversisporales, Gigasporaceae. The record is from the annotation of a GenBank genome assembly.